CCCUGAGCUAGAUUGGUAGAUCUAGUCUAAAUUCAAUAUAGGCUAGUGUUUUUUAUUUUUUGUUUUCAUUCAUCCAAGAUUCAAGAUGUCGGGUGUUUACGAUGCACCGGUACCUGAUCACAGGAGAAAAUGGGACAAAGAAGUGUACGAAAAGUUGGCGCAGGAAAGACUGAAGGAGCUAGAAGAUGACAGCAGUGAAAGUGAGGAAGAGCACACAAUACCAGUGAAAAGAGAGCUGCUGAAACCUAGAGAUUACAAAGUUGAUUUGGACUCCAAACUUGGCAAAUCUCAAGUGAUAACAAAAACAACACCAGCAUCUCAACAAGGAGGCUAUUAUUGCAAUGUGUGUGAUUGUGUUGUUAAAGAUUCCAUCAACUUUCUGGAUCACAUCAAUGGCAAAAAACAUCAGAGAAAUUUGGGGAUGUCCAUGAAAAUUGAGAGAUCAUCUCUAGAUCAAGUCAAAGCCAGAUUUGAACUAAAUAAGAAGAAGAAAGAGGAAAAGAAAAAAGACUAUGACUUUGAAGAAAGAGUCAAAGAAUUACAAGAAGAGGAAGAAAAACAGAAAGCAUAUAAAAAAGAGAAGAGGAAAGAUAGAAAAAGAAAAGCUAAUGACAGCAUUGAUGAUAUAGAUCCCGACAUGUCUGCUGUUAUGGGUUUUUCUGGGUUUGGGGGAUCAUCCAAAAACAAUUGAUAUUGUUAAAGUUUAGCUUUUUUUAUCAUGAGAUGACAUUGUUUUUAUUUUCAUUUCACAAAAUAUGUAUAUAAUUAUUCCUUUUUUUUAAAAGUAUUUGUCAAGUCUCCAUGUCUUGAAAAUAAACACAAAUUAACACA
Molecule: messenger RNA, 831 nt
Organism: Biomphalaria glabrata
Lineage: Eukaryota; Metazoa; Mollusca; Gastropoda; Planorbidae
Product: zinc finger matrin-type protein 2-like
Exons: 6
Coding region: 86-691 (201 amino acids)
Biological process (GO): mRNA splicing, via spliceosome
Cellular component (GO): U4/U6 x U5 tri-snRNP complex; spliceosomal complex
Molecular function (GO): zinc ion binding; nucleic acid binding
Source: RefSeq, a predicted model, not a curated record